CUUUUUUUUCUUAAGAAAAAUAUAUAAAAAGAGUAUUUUUCAUGAGUGCUCUUCAAGCAUUUGUAAAUCAACAAGUGGUAAUUAUCACAUCAGAUGGCCGAGUUUUAACAGGAUAUUUGACGGGAUUUGAUCAAACCAUUAAUCUUAUUCUUUCUCAGGUAGAUGAGAAGUUAUUUUCUAUGGAAGGAACGCAAAUAACCAAAGUUGACGGUGUUUAUUUGGUUCGUGGAGAUAAUAUUGCAAUUGUAGGUUUAAUUGAUCAUGAAAUUCAUGAUCAAAUUGAUUGGACUCAAGUAAAAGCAGAAGGAAUUAAACCAACAAGAACAUAUUGACAUAUUCAUUAUAAAAAAAGAAUCAAAGAAAAAUACUACAUACAUA
This is a messenger RNA of Pneumocystis carinii B80, 378 nucleotides long. RefSeq lists its product as hypothetical. The transcript is spliced from 3 exons. The record is from RefSeq and is a predicted model, not a curated record. Gene Ontology annotation, molecular function: RNA binding. Bases 42 to 332 code for a protein of 96 amino acids. Gene Ontology annotation, cellular component: U4/U6 x U5 tri-snRNP complex; U6 snRNP; precatalytic spliceosome. Lineage: Eukaryota; Fungi; Ascomycota; Pneumocystomycetes; Pneumocystales; Pneumocystaceae. Gene Ontology annotation, biological process: mRNA splicing, via spliceosome.